AUCCACUUCCCUCCGCCCUGCCGUCAGAUGGUCGGGACCGGGCGCCGCUGCUGUGGCCCCUCCGGCGCCACCCCUGCCAUGAACUGCCGCGCCGAGGUGCUGGAGGUGUCGGUGGAGGGGCGGCAGGUGGAGGAGGCCAUGCUGGCUGUGCUCCACACCAUCCUGCUGCACCGCAGCACCGGCAAGUUCCACUACAAGAAGGAGGGCACCUACUCCAUUGGCACCGUGGGCACCCAGGACGUGGACUGCGACUUCAUCGACUUCGCCUACGUCCGCGUCUCCUCCGAGGAGCUCGACCGAGCGCUCCGCAAGGCUGUCGGGGAGUUCAAGGACGCGCUGCGUGGCUCUGGCUCCGACGGCAUGGGGCAGAUCUCCCUGGAGUUCUACCAGAAGAAGAAGUCACGGUGGCCCUUCUCGGACGAGUGCAUUCCCUGGGAGCUCUGGACCAUCAAGGUGAACGUGGUGAACCUGGCGAACGAGCAGGAGCGGCAGAUCUGCCGCGAGAAGGUGGGCGAGAAGCUCUGCGAGAAGAUCAUCAACAUUGUGGAGGUUAUGAACCGCCACGAGUACCUGCCCAAGAUGCCCACCCAGUCCGAGGUGGACAAUGUCUUCGACACCAGCCUGAAGGACGUGCAGCCCUACCUGUACAAGAUCUCCUACCAGAUCACGGACUCCCUGGGCACCUCAGUCACCACCACCAUGCGCCGGCUCAUCAAGGACACGCUGGCGCUGUAGGGCUGGUGUCACCCAGGUAGGGUCACCGUGGGCCGUGGCACUUUUGGGACAGUGACUCUGCUUGGAUCUUCCUCCUUCACCUCCAGAAAGCCUCUGGGAUGAGCUUGGCUUGGCCUGGCCUGUAAUUUGGGGCUUGCUGCUCCUUGGUUUAUGCUGUGGGGUUUUGUCCAUCCUGGAGAACUGGCUCAGUGGCUCCAGCCUGGCUGAUGACCGGGGUGAGUCCUCAGGGCAUGUGUGGCAGCAGCUCCAAGUGGUGCUGGGGCCUGGCAGAGCUUGCUGGGGAUCUGGGUGACACCUGAACCCCACCCCUCUGCAGCACACUUGGUGCCACACAGCCAGUGCUGGCCGUGUCCCUUAUCACCCCCUGUCCCCCGGUGUCACUCCUGUCCCUGGAGGGGCCAGAGCUGCCCCAAAAAUAAAAUGUUUCUGCUUUCACAUG
This is a messenger RNA of Lonchura striata (white-rumped munia), 1174 nucleotides long. RefSeq names its product autophagy related 101 (gene ATG101). The record is from RefSeq and is a predicted model, not a curated record. Gene Ontology annotation, cellular component: phagophore assembly site; Atg1/ULK1 kinase complex. NCBI's taxonomy places the organism in Eukaryota, Metazoa, Chordata, Aves, Passeriformes, Estrildidae. Gene Ontology annotation, molecular function: protein kinase binding. Gene Ontology annotation, biological process: autophagosome assembly; autophagy.